AUGCCAUUGAAGGUUUGGUUUCUUAAAAAUCUAAACUUGUGCUUGGCUGAUUGUUCGAUGCAAUGUCCAUUCACUGGAACUGUUUCCGUAAGAGGACGUAUCUUAGCUGGUACUUGCCACAGUGCCAAGAUGCAGAGAACCAUCAUUUUUCGCAGGAACUAUUUCCACUUUGUCAAGAAGUAUCAAAGGUAUGAGAAGAGACACUCCAAUAUCCCAGCCCAUGUCUCACCAUGCUUCCGUGUUAAAGAAGGUGAUCAUGUCAUCAUUGGACAGUGCAGGCCAUUGUCAAAGACAGUGAGGUUCAAUGUGCUGAAGGUGAUCCCAGCAGGCGCAUCUGCUUUUGCAAAGAAGGCAUUCACUGGAAUGUAA
Brassica napus (rape) is the source of this 369-nucleotide messenger RNA. RefSeq names its product 40S ribosomal protein S11-3-like. The coding region runs from base 1 to 369 and encodes 122 amino acids. Gene Ontology annotation, biological process: translation. The transcript has 3 exons. The record is from RefSeq and is a predicted model, not a curated record. NCBI's taxonomy places the organism in Eukaryota, Viridiplantae, Streptophyta, Magnoliopsida, Brassicales, Brassicaceae. Gene Ontology annotation, molecular function: structural constituent of ribosome. Gene Ontology annotation, cellular component: ribosome; cytosolic small ribosomal subunit.